Messenger RNA from Auanema sp. JU1783, 2013 nucleotides. NCBI's taxonomy places the organism in Eukaryota, Metazoa, Nematoda, Chromadorea, Rhabditida, Rhabditidae. The record is from the annotation of a GenBank genome assembly.
AUGAGACCGUGGCUGACGUGUCUACUUCUCAUUUCUUCUUAUAUUGGUUUCGCUGAAGCUCAGCAACCAACCAAAUGCGUUGCUGGACGUCCAGACUGCUGUGAUCGCCAUCAAUUUUGUGUUUUUUGGGCUCAGCGAAACGAAUGUAACAUCAACCCCAGAUGGAUGAAGAAAAAUUGUCAAGUUUCCUGCAACGUUUGUUCCGGAAGUCGUGAUGAUCCUUCGACAACAUCGUCAUCUCCAUCAACCAUCACAACUACCACGAUGGGACCAUUACCUGUUCCUCGACCAAGCAAUUCAAGUCAAUCUGGGAUUCCUGCCGGGUGUAGUUCCAUUUCAGCAGUUCAAGUCGAGACACGUCAAGUUUUUGGAGCAGAUGCUUUGACUAAACGGUUCAACCAAAUUGGAUGUGCUGAAGUUCAAAUUGGGCCAGAUUGUUCUGUAAACAUGUGCUAUCACAAGAAGUAUAGAAGUCUCGAUGGAACUUGCAAUAAUAUGAGAAACACCAUUCUCGGAGCUUCUUUCACUCCUUUCACGAGAAUGUUAAGUGCUGCCUAUGAUGAUGGGUUCAAUGCUUUAGUAGCUACAAUCAGACGUAAUCGCCCAAACGCACGUGAAAUUUCCAUGUUCCUUCUUUCAUCUUCCCGAGCGCUAGACAGUCACGCUAACAGCAUGCUGAUGCAGUUCGCCCAGUUUGUAUCACACGAUGUUACAAAAAACUCCUUGAUUAAUACUUGUAACUGCCAAUCAGCUGGGCCUCAAUGUGGUAACGUUAUAGUACCUGCUGCUGAUAGAGGUGGACGUCAAUGUAUACCAUUCACAAGAUCUACUCCUGUUUGUGGUACUGGAGUUCCUAACCGUAUAAGAGAACAACUCAAUUUGAAUACAGCAUUCAUUGAUGGAAGUUUGAUUUAUGCUUCUGAAAGUGUAACCUUGCGGGCUUUGCGUGUCGGAUCAAUGCUUAGGACACAGGUGAUUAAUGGAAGAAUUUUCCCACCUGGAAAUGGAAGAAAUUCUAUGUCAGUAGGAGAUGAUCGAGCUCCAUUGUUUGUUGGAUUAGCCGCUCUUCACACAACUUUCCUUCGUCUUCACAACAACAUCGCUGCUCGUCUGCAGAACAUGAACCCUCAUUGGAACCAAGAUCGAGUGUUCCAAGAAACUCGCAAGAUUGUUGGAGCUAUCAUACAAGUAAUCGUUUAUCAAGAGUUCCUUCCAACUUUGAUUGGACCAUUCCAUUCACGCUUAGUUCCAAGAUAUGGAGGUUAUCAAGCAAAUGUUAAUCCAUCAGUUAUCACAGAGUUCUCUACUGCUGCUUACCGCUUACAUGGAAUGAUUCAGGAAAGCUAUCCCUUACUGGAUUCUAACUUCAGAGAAAGUGGAAACACUCCAUUCUUACGCGGUGUUAAUAACUUUGCUCAAAUCAUGGGAGACAUUGAUGCGAUUUACAGAGGUCUCAUAGCCACACCAGCCAGAAAUCCUCAACGUAUAACCACUUCAGUAACAGAACGUCUGUUUGAUGGGAUGGGGGACAUGGCUACAUUUAAUAUUCAAAGAGGAAGAGAUCACGGGCUUCGACCAUACAAUGAUUAUAGGAAGUUAUGUAAUCUUCGCCCUGUCACCAAUUUUACAGAUUGGCCAGAAGUAACAAAUCCUAGUGUACGACAACGAGUAGCUCAAUUGUACUCAAACAACCCAGAGAACCUGGAUUUAUAUGUUGGAGGAAUUUUGGAAGAGCCAAUUGAUGGUAGCAUGGUUGGACCAACGUUUGCUUGCAUCAUUGCUGAACAAUUUGUCCGCCUCCGUGAUGGGGACAGAUUCUACUUUGAAAACCCUGAAGCAUUCACAUCUGCUCAAUUGGCCGCUUUGAAGAAAACAAGCUUAUCGUGGGUUUUAUGUGAUACAGGAGACAGCAUGACCAGAAUCGUCCCUAAAGCCUUCACCACAGAUAGAGGGAACCAAGCUGUUUCAUGUGCUUCCAUAACUCAGCUUGACUUGACUCCUUGGACUGACUAA